AGUGCGCUCACCCCACCCCUCCCCUCCUCCGGCCCCGGCCCCCACCCACCGGGCCCAGCCCCAGCCCCAGCCCCAGCUCCCGGCGGGCCCGUCCCGUGCGGGCCCGUGCCGCCCCUUGAGCCGGCGACGCCCCAGCUUGCCCACCCGCCACCAUGGAGCUGGAGGACGGUGUGGUGUACCAAGAGGAGCCCGGCGGCUCCGGGGCCGUGAUGUCGGAGCGGGUGUCCGGCCUGGCUGGCUCCAUCUACCGCGAGUUCGAGCGGCUCAUCGGGCGCUAUGAUGAGGAGGUGGUCAAGGAGCUCAUGCCACUGGUAGUGGCCGUGCUGGAGAAUCUGGACUCGGUGUUCGCGCAGGACCAGGAGCACCAGGUGGAGCUGGAGCUGCUGCGGGACGACAACGAGCAGCUCAUCACCCAGUACGAGCGGGAGAAGGCGCUGCGCAAGCACGCCGAGGAGAAAUUCAUUGAAUUUGAAGAUUCCCAAGAACAGGAAAAAAAGGACUUACAGACACGAGUGGAAUCUUUAGAAUCUCAAACAAGACAACUUGAACUCAAAGCAAAAAACUAUGCUGACCAGAUUAGCCGACUUGAAGAAAGAGAAGCAGAACUGAAGAAGGAAUAUAAUGCAUUACAUCAACGACACACCGAGAUGAUCCAUAAUUAUAUGGAACACUUAGAAAGAACAAAACUUCAUCAGCUCUCAGGGAGUGAUCAACUAGAAUCCACAGCUCAUAACAGAAUUAGAAAAGAACGACCUAUAUCAUUAGGGAUUUUUCCAUUGCCUGCUGGAGAUGGUUUGCUUACACCUGACACUCAGAAAGGAGGUGAGACCCCGGGAUCAGAACAAUGGAAGUUUCAGGAAUUAAGUCAACCACGUUCUCAUACCAGCCUAAAGGACGAACUUUCUGACGUUAGCCAAGGAGGAUCUAAAGCUACUACUCCAGCAUCAACAGCUGCAUCAGAUGGGGCAGCAAUUCCUAUUGAUACUCCUUUAAAGGAGGAUAAUGAAGGAUUUGUGAAGGCUGCAGAUACACCACAUAAGUCAGAUGUAAACAAGCACAUUGAAGUUCAAGUAGCCCAAGAAACUAGAAAUGUAUCAACUGGAUCUGCUGAAAAUGAUGAGAAGUCAGAAGUGCAAGCGAUCAUUGACUCCACUCCUGAGUUGGAUAUGGACAAAGACCUCAGUGGAUAUAAAGGCUCAAGCACUCCUACCAAAGGCAUAGAGAACAAAGCUUUUGAUCGCAAUACAGAAUCUCUCUUUGAAGAACUGUCGUCAGCUGGCUCAGGCUUAAUUGGAGAUGUGGAUGAAGGAGCAGAUUUAUUAGGAAUGGGUCGUGAAGUUGAGAAUCUUAUACUCGAAAAUACACAAUUGUUGGAAACCAAAAAUGCUUUGAAUGUGGUUAAGAAUGAUUUGAUAGCAAAAGUUGAUGAACUGACCUGUGAGAAAGAUGUGCUUCAAGGGGAACUGGAAGCUGUGAAACAAGCCAAACUCAAGCUGGAGGAGAAGAACAGAGAACUGGAGGAAGAGCUUAAGAAAGCUCGUGCGGAAGCUGAAGAUGCAAGGCAGAAAGCAAAAGAUGAUGAUGAUAGUGAUAUUCCCACAGCACAGAGAAAGCGGUUUACUAGAGUAGAAAUGGCCCGAGUUCUCAUGGAGAGAAAUCAGUAUAAAGAGAGGCUGAUGGAACUUCAAGAAGCUGUUCGAUGGACAGAGAUGAUUCGGGCAUCAAGAGAAAAUCCAGCCAUGCAAGAAAAAAAAAGAUCAAGCAUUUGGCAGUUUUUCAGCCGACUUUUCAGUUCCUCAAGUAACACUACUAAGAAGCCUGAACCACCUGUAAAUCUGAAGUACAAUGCACCAACCUCUCAUGUUACUCCUUCUGUCAAGAAAAGAAGCAGCACAUUAUCUCAACUCCCAGGGGAUAAGUCCAAAGCCUUUGAUUUCCUCAGCGAAGAAACUGAAGCUAGCUUAGCCUCACGACGAGAGCAAAAGCGUGAGCAGUACCGUCAGGUGAAGGCUCAUGUUCAGAAGGAAGAUGGUAGAGUUCAGGCUUAUGGGUGGAGUUUGCCUCAGAAGUACAAGCAGGUAACCAAUGGUCAAGGGGAAAAUAAGAUGAAAAAUUUACCUGUGCCUGUUUAUCUCAGACCCCUAGAUGAAAAAGAUGCAUCAAUGAAGCUGUGGUGUGCAGUUGGCGUCAAUUUAUCUGGUGGGAAGACCAGAGAUGGGGGUUCUGUUGUUGGAGCAAGUGUGUUUUACAAGGAUGUCACGACUUUGGAUGCAGAAGGCAGUAAACAGCGAAGUGCAUCUCAGAGUAGUUUGGAUAAGUUAGAUCAGGAGCUCAAGGAACAGCAAAAGGAAUUGAAAAAUCAAGAAGAAUUAUCCAGUCUAGUUUGGAUCUGUACCAGCACACAUUCAGCUACGAAAGUUAUCAUUAUUGAUGCUAUUCAACCAGGCAACAUCCUAGACAGCUUCACUGUUUGUAACUCUCAUGUUCUGUGUAUUGCAAGCGUACCAGGAGCACGGGAAACAGACUAUCCUGCAGGGGAAGAGGUUUCUGAGUCAGGCCAGGUAGACAAAGCAUCUUUGUGUGGAAGCAUGACAAGCAAUAGCUCAGCAGAAACAGACAGCCUUCUGGGAGGGAUCACAGUGGUUGGUUGCACCACAGAAGGUGUGACAGGAUCUGCCACUUCGCCUAAUACCAAUGGUGCUUCUCCAGUCAUUGAAAAACCACCAGAAACGGAAGCAGAAAACAGCGAGGUUGAUGAAAGUGUUCCAACAGCCGAAGAAGCAACUGAAGCUACAGAAGGCAACGCAGGGUCGGCCGAAGACACCGUGGACGUCUCCCAGAGUGGCGUGUACACGGAGCACGUGUUCACAGACCCUCUGGGAGUGCAGAUCCCAGAGGAUCUCUCCCCAGUGUAUCAGGCCAGUAGUGACUCAGAUGCGUAUAAAGAUCAAAUAUCAGUAUUGCCGAGCGAACAAGACCUGGUGAGAGAGGAAGCCCAGAAAAUGAGCAGCCUUUUACCAACCAUGUGGCUUGGGGCUCAGAACGGUUGUUUGUAUGUCCAUUCGUCCGUGGCCCAGUGGAGGAAAUGUCUCCAUUCCAUUAAACUUAAAGAUUCAAUUCUCAGUAUUGUACAUGUGAAAGGAAUUGUUUUAGUGGCAUUAGCUGAUGGCACCCUUGCAAUCUUUCACAGAGGAGUUGAUGGCCAGUGGGAUUUAUCCAACUAUCACCUCUUAGACCUCGGGCGGCCUCACCACUCCAUCCGCUGCAUGACUGUGGUACAUGACAAAGUGUGGUGUGGCUAUCGGAACAAAAUCUACGUGGUCCAGCCAAAGGCCAUGAAGAUCGAGAAAUCAUUUGAUGCACACCCCAGGAAGGAGAGCCAAGUGCGGCAGCUUGCAUGGGUGGGUGACGGUGUGUGGGUCUCUAUUCGCUUGGAUUCCACACUCCGUCUCUAUCAUGCACAUACUUAUCAACACCUACAGGAUGUGGACAUUGAGCCUUAUGUAAGCAAAAUGUUAGGUACUGGAAAACUGGGCUUCUCUUUUGUGAGGAUCACAGCUCUUAUGGUGUCUUGCAAUCGUCUGUGGGUAGGGACAGGAAAUGGCGUCAUUAUCUCCAUCCCCUUGACAGAAACAAAUAAAACCUCAGGAGCACCUGGCAAUCGCCCUGGAAGUGUAAUCCGCGUAUAUGGUGAUGAAAACAGUGAUAAAGUGACACCAGGGACAUUUAUUCCAUACUGUUCGAUGGCUCAUGCGCAGCUCUGCUUCCAUGGACACCGGGAUGCUGUGAAGUUCUUUGUGGCAGUCCCAGGUCAAGUCAUCAGCCCACAAAGUGGCAGUAGUGGCACCGACCUAGCUACUGACAAAGCAGGACCAUCUGCACAGGAACCUGGCAGCCAGACGCCCUUGAAGUCUAUGCUGGUCAUCAGUGGAGGAGAGGGCUACAUCGACUUCCGCAUGGGUGAUGAAGGGGGAGAGUCUGAACUUCUCGGAGAGGAUCUUCCACUGGAACCAUCUGUCACCAAAGCGGAAAGGAGUCACUUGAUAGUGUGGCAAGUGAUGUACGGCAACGAGUGAGCCCGUCGGACACCAAACGGGGAGGAGCUCUCGCUUCUGCAUGGUUUCUUUUUCCCUUUUCCCCUUUAUUUAAUGCUCUUUUUGUGAAAUAAGUUUCACCGCAUAAUAUGUGAGCAUUUUUUCCCCUGUUAACUUUAUAUUACAAAAAUCUGUCCUACCAUAACCAUACAGGAGUCUUACUGCACCAGUGUUAUAGGCGAUUUCAGUAUAUUAUGAACAAAUCAAAGAAUGUUUACUUCCUGCAAACUGGUGAGCUACAGAAAGCAAUCCAGAUGUGGCAUACUCUGCCACGGUCUAACAUCACUCACUUGGUUUGGUGGGGGGUCACUUUUUAGCUGUCACUAAUAAUGGAGUUAAAGGACAAACACUUGUUAAGUUAAACUGUACCAUUAGGUACAAUAGAAGAGUUUUCCCCGAUGUAUUAUAAAAUUGACACAAACUAAUAUCAGGUGAAAUAUCAAGGCAUAUCUAAAUGUCUUGAAAAAGCUAAAAGCUAACUGUAAAUGACUUCACCUUUCACUUUCCAAUCUGACAAAUCUUGUUUAUAUGGUAUAUAAAGCUUUGUUUUCAUCAGGUUUUGGGGGGUUUUAUAUUAAAGAAAUUAAGACUACACUA
Elephantulus edwardii (Cape elephant shrew) is the source of this 4691-nucleotide messenger RNA. It is a transcript of the gene SPAG9, whose product is annotated as sperm associated antigen 9. The record is from RefSeq and is a predicted model, not a curated record. Gene Ontology annotation, biological process: vesicle-mediated transport. NCBI's taxonomy places the organism in Eukaryota, Metazoa, Chordata, Mammalia, Macroscelidea, Macroscelididae. Bases 153 to 4076 code for a protein of 1307 amino acids. Gene Ontology annotation, cellular component: cytoplasm. The transcript is spliced from 29 exons. Gene Ontology annotation, molecular function: signaling receptor complex adaptor activity; JUN kinase binding; kinesin binding.